AUGGAUUAUACCGACACGCCAGACUUCGAAGAAAACAAAAAUUCGACCAAUGGUUCGAGCUCUUCGCUGAUUGGUGCUACUACUGCGGGAGGCCGCUCAGUGGUAUAUCAGAUGACGUCUUUUUAUCUCAGAACGCCUCUCAAACUAUUCCGACCGGCGCGCUUCGAUUAUUUGCAUUAUUUGCGUGUGCUUUUGGUAGGCGACGACCGAACAGGCGUAUCUCAAAACCAGCAUAAGCAUCCUUCAGCGCUAGGAUCUGCUUUCAAGCCACAUACAUGGAGCCCAAGGUAUCUGUACUAUUUGGAAAAUACCUCACUUGGUCUUCUCACCAAGGGUCUCAACAAGUAUGGCUGGAGGGUAAUUCCAGAGAGGGUGCUUCCUCCACUAAUAGCCAAUUCAGCAGCAGGUGUACUUCUUUACACUACUUAUCUCAGUACCUUGAACUGGUUUUCUCAGACGGCACCACACAACAGUAGCAGCACCACCAGCACCAGCACCAGCACCACCAGCAAUUCCGUGCAUCACAGCCCUUGGGAUGUAAUUCGUGCUGGGUUUCUAGCUGGUGCGGCCCAGGCGCUUGCCUCUGCUCCAAUCGAUGCGAUCUAUACUAGGUCCAGCGUUGAACAACUUUUAACGAACGCCAAGAAGUACGACAACCUCUGGGUGUACGGCUUCAGGAAACUACAAGAGAUCGGGCUGGUGGGCUGUUUUGGCGGCUUUGGACUUUCACUUGUAAAAGAGUGUCUCGGCUUCGCUACAUACUUCACAGUUUUCGAAUUCCUUAAGGGACAAGUUUGCCAGUGGACCAUCGAUUGGAUCAAGAAUUACCGUGAGCUCAAACUUCAAAUACGACAAAGUAAAUUGGCGAGGAUGUUUCAAGACGACUCGGAUGAAGACUUUGUAUCCCAGUCUUUGAAUUUGAUGAGCGCUAAAGAAGAAAAGCGCUUCCAUCAAGCGUUUGUCUUUGUUGGUGGAGUAUCCGCAGCUUUUCUUCUACAGGUCAUUCAAUUCCCCUUUCUCAAACUACAGAAGAUACACCUUUCCAGGCUGGAAGCGUUCGACAUAUACACUAAGGCGACCUCCGUCUUGUCCAAAAAUGAAAACUUACAAGCCCAAGUUGGCUCUAGCGGUGCGACGACAAGAAUCCAAUUAAAGCCCACAAAUCAGAGAUUAUUCCACAUUUACUACCAUUCUUACCUUGAUACUUUCCAGCACGUUCGAUUUCUCCAAAGGAGCACUGGGGCCACAUUCAAAUGGUUAUACAAAGGAUUUUUCAGAAACACGUUGGCUAUUAUUCCGGGCACUACAGCAGGUUUGUUAUGCCUGGAGCUCAUGAGAAAUAAACUAGGCGAACCGUCAUUGGAACUCGCCGGAGGCCGCGACAGGUCAGAGCGAUUACAAUGUUAG
This is a messenger RNA of Lachancea sp. 'fantastica', 1407 nucleotides long. Lineage: Eukaryota; Fungi; Ascomycota; Saccharomycetes; Saccharomycetales; Saccharomycetaceae. The record is from the annotation of a GenBank genome assembly.